AUGCAGUUCCAAUACGUCCUUGUGGCCAUCCUGGCAGCCACCACCCAGGUUCUGGCCGUCCCUGCCACGGAGGCCAAGCCAGCUACUGAAUUGGUUGCCGUCGCCGAGGGCACAAGGGUCACCGCCGCCACCCCCAAAGCUGACAAUGAGGAUGCUACACGUGCGGAUACCCCUGCAGAGGGUAUUAUUGCUGCGACCCAUUCCCCGUGUGUAGAUACUACACUUCGCCCUUCCAUUGCGUCUGCGCCAACUUCUAGAGCCGGUCGGGUUCAUGGCAAGGGACCGAUCCAACAUCGUGCUCUCUGCUACGGUCUGGAGAAUUGA
This is a messenger RNA of Pseudogymnoascus verrucosus, 324 nucleotides long. RefSeq lists its product as uncharacterized. The coding region runs from base 1 to 324 and encodes 107 amino acids. The record is from RefSeq and is a predicted model, not a curated record. The transcript has 3 exons. NCBI's taxonomy places the organism in Eukaryota, Fungi, Ascomycota, Leotiomycetes, Thelebolales, Thelebolaceae.